Molecule: messenger RNA, 831 nt
Organism: Closterium sp. NIES-65
Lineage: Eukaryota; Viridiplantae; Streptophyta; Zygnematophyceae; Desmidiales; Closteriaceae
Source: the annotation of a GenBank genome assembly
AUGGAUAGAAGUAUAGAGGCUGGAGAGCAGGGGGGAAGUGAUGGUGGAAAAGUGGGGACUCGCCAACCAGCCAACCCUACGCUACCCUCAACUUCUACACCAUCUCCUACAAUCGUGGAUCCGGUGAAGGCUUUCUCUAUUGAGAAAUUCAUGGGGGAGGACUACGAGCACUGGAGUUUCCGCAUGAGGCUGAUGUAUACCCAAUACAAGCUAUUGGAUCUGGUGGAGGGGAAGGAGAAGAUGCCGGAGGCCGCGGAGCUGAAAGGAGCGUGGAUAAAGCGAUCGUUCGACGCGUACAUGCUCAUGGUGCAAGCGGUUGGAGGACGCCAACUUGACCACAUCAAGGACCUCUUGGUCGUGGUCUGUCCUUGCGAUCAUCUCAACUCUCAACAGCCCCAGUGGAGCGUGGAUUACAUUCGCGCGCGCAUCCUAGUGGAUAUCUUGCGGCGGCGGAGUGUGGAGCGCUCGGAGGAGGGGGCUGGCUAUGGAGUUGGAGGUGGAAAGAGUGGCUUCAAGAAGAAGUGGAAGGGCAAGAACAAGGACAACCCUAAGGAGGAUGGCGGCGGGGGUCAAGGGGAGGUGUGCUUCUACAGGAAGAAGCGCGGGCAUCGUUGGUGGAAGUGCUACCAACGACCCAAGGAUUGGACCCCGCCUUCAUCAAGCAACCAGCCUGGUGGCACGAGGAGUGGGAGAGUCAUGGGAGCUAGUGGAGAGGAGGAGGAGGAGAAAGGCGGCAAAUCUGAGGAGCGGAAGGCCGGGUUCUUCUUCUUCGUGAACGAAGGCGCAACUGACCUCGCUAUGGCUGCCAAGGGGACUGGGGGAGUGCUGUAG